This is a messenger RNA of Bipolaris oryzae ATCC 44560, 2289 nucleotides long. RefSeq lists its product as uncharacterized. Gene Ontology annotation, cellular component: lysosomal membrane; fungal-type vacuole membrane; endosome. The transcript has 2 exons. Lineage: Eukaryota; Fungi; Ascomycota; Dothideomycetes; Pleosporales; Pleosporaceae. Gene Ontology annotation, biological process: Golgi organization; phosphatidylinositol phosphate biosynthetic process; endosome organization. Gene Ontology annotation, molecular function: 1-phosphatidylinositol 4-kinase activity. Bases 1 to 2289 code for a protein of 762 amino acids. The record is from RefSeq and is a predicted model, not a curated record.
AUGCCAAAGUCGAAGCGGCCGCCAACAUCGGGCUAUGCCCGGAUAGCUCAAGCUGAAGAAGAAGAAGACUCUGGGAGCGACUUCGAGGGCGACCACCACCAAAGCUCCCUGUCCAACACGCACUUUGCCCCUAUACAGCCACAUCGCAGUUCGGGCAUGCGCAUGAACGGCUCAGGGCCAAGUUCGCCAAAUUUCAAGAAGACGCCUUCUGGACGAAGGCAGCGUGCCAACUCGGGAGUCGACAUCAAAGCCAUCAACGCCAGAUUCGAGCGAUGGGCCGACGAAAUCGCGCAAAAGUUUAAGAUCAAAAAGGGGAGCGACUCGGCAGAGGAUGAACCCCUCGAGAUACAUCACUCCGUUUUCCAAGCCCCAGACUGGGUACGACCAGCAACGGCCGAGUCCCUGACGUUCGACUACGACGUACCAUCCGACCGUAUGACAAAGCUUGAAUUCGAUGAUAUUGUAGAAAGCGUCAGGACAGCAAUUGACAUGAAUAUGCACCCAAAGCUCAUUACGCAGGGCAGCUCAGGCAGCUACUUUGCGCGGAACCCCCAGGGUAAAGUUGUGGGUGUUUUCAAGCCAAAGGACGAGGAGCCCUACGCGUCACGGAAUCCGAAAUGGACAAAGUGGAUACACCGGAACCUUUUUCCCUUCUUCUUCGGCCGCGCCUGUCUCAUUCCCAACCUCAGCUACAUUUCCGAAGCUGCCGCAUACGUUCUCGAUACCCAGUUGCGCACCAAUCUUGUGCCCUACACUGAUGUCGUCGGCCUCUCUUCCAAGUCUUUUCAUUACGAUUUUUGGGACAGAAGGGCAUACUACAGGAAGCGCAAGCCAUUCCCUGAGAAGCUUGGCAGUUUCCAGGUGUUUUUGAAGGGAUUCAAGGAUGCGAACAUCUUCCUCAAAGAGCACCCCUGGCCUGAUCAGCACAAUACGGGAUACAGCGGAGACCGAGCUGCGCGGAAGAAGAAGCGGAGAUGGGCAGAGGACUGCCGACCAAGUGGAGUUCAAUCCGAUGGCGAGGAUGAAGAAGAACAAGCCGGCAUGAUGGGCGAGCACAAUCAACGGAGGGGCUUCUGGACACCUGCGCUACAACAGUCCUUCAGAGAGCAGCUCGAGAAGCUGGUCAUACUGGAUUAUAUUAUGCGAAAUACAGACAGAGGACUGGAUAACUGGAUGAUUAAGAUUGAUCAGAAGACACAGCAGGCCACGAUUGUCGCCGAGCCGCCCAAACUAGAUGAAGAUGUGGAUGUUCAGGACCACCAACCGAGCGACUACACAAGACAUUCAAUGGAGGCAGCGGAUCCAUACGGACGACGAGAGCCCAUGAGUACAGCCAGUCGAUCAAACACUCCUAGACAGAGCGGGCCAACGCCUACAGUCACGAUUGGUGCUAUUGACAACAGUUUGUCCUGGCCCUGGAAGCACCCCGACGCAUGGCGCAGCUAUCCCUUUGGUUGGCUCUUUCUGCCUGUUUCGCUCAUUGGACAGCCCUUCUCCGAAGCCACCCGCCGUCACUUUCUUCCUCUCCUCACGUCGAAACAAUGGUGGAGCGACACGCAGGCAGCUCUCCGAAAAUGCUUCUCGCAAGACGCCGACUUCAAGGAGCGCAUGUAUGCCAAACAAAUUGCAGUCAUGAAAGGACAAGCCUGGAAUGUGGUGGAGACACUGAAGACGCCCGACCUGGGCCCUCUUGAGCUCACAAGGAGAGCUCGCGUAUGUGUGUGGGAUGACAUAGUGGAGAUACCGAUUGCGGUUCCACUGAGAGCGCCAUCGGCAGAGAUGAGAAGACGGCAGUCAAGCAGGCCCCCAAGGCUAGAAGAGGAGCACGAAGAGAUGGACAUUACGGCUGUUUCGACACCGCCACAGAAGCCGCAGCAGGAUCUCGUCAUGAGUUCGCCUCCUCUGGAAACGGCACUCGAGAACCGUUUCAACCUAGCGCGGGGUGCUUCGUUGCUCGAUGUACGCCAGGCUGAUGGCCGUCCUAAAUCGCCAGCAACUAUCAAUGACGUAUAUACGGGUUCACGAACCGUCGAUAGGCAUACGAAUGGACGACCAGCAUCGCAGUCGCGCAUGAGCUACGAGCCCCCUCGUCGGCAUGUGCGCGACAAUCAACAUCAUCAUAGGCGACUCUCGCUCACGCAUGGAAGAGAGGUUGAUGAGUAUGGGUUCGACGACGACGGUGAUCUGGGUUAUGCUGCAAACGAAGACAUGGAAGGAAACCAGAAAAAGGUGAUUGUAGAACGGCUAGAGAUGGUCAAGGGCAAGAAUCCGGUAUUCACUUGGUGCUGA